Molecule: messenger RNA, 1440 nt
Organism: Fraxinus pennsylvanica
Lineage: Eukaryota; Viridiplantae; Streptophyta; Magnoliopsida; Lamiales; Oleaceae
Source: the annotation of a GenBank genome assembly
AUGGCUCAACUAACAAGUUUGCAGACGUUAUCCAAGAUGAUUGUGAGAAAAAGCUGUAGGAUGAGGUUAAAGGACUUGGGGAAUCUAUCACGUCCACAAGAUGAAAUUUGUAUUCUGAACUUGCAAAAUGUGGUAAAUGUUCAGGAAGCAAUUGAUGCGAGGCUAAUGUAUAAUCUACGCCUUACUAAAGCAAGCCCAAUUAUAACUUAUCAAGUCUUGAAAUUGAGUUCUGUGGAGGUUCGAACUUCUCUAAUUGGAUCGGAGAUUCAUCAUUCGGUCAAGUUUCCGAUUCUCUCGCUGCCAUCCCUUUGUGAACUAGAAGCAGAAGUGUGCAAUGAGGUGGUGCUAAGUCAUAUGCGCAAUUUGGAAUCUUUAACCCUAUUAAAAUUGAAGAAAAAUUUUGGAUUGACUUCAGUUUCAAAAGCAUUUAUGCCAUUUCCUUAUGCACUUGAAAAGUUGGAAGUUCGUAACUGUAGCGGGCUUGAGACUCUAUGGCCAAGUGACAGUAUUGCUCAAAGCCUAGUCAACCUACGACGGUUGUCUGUUCGGAAUUGUCCUAAGCUCUUGUCCCUUAGAGACAUUGAUACUCUUCCAGUUCUUAGAAACCUUGAGAUAUGGGAUUGUGGAUCUCUAGAGUUUGUUCCUGAUAGCACAUCUUGUCUAAAACGUUUAGAAAUCGGGGAUUGUCCCUCAUUGAAGACCAUGAUGAAGCUACAGUCUCUGUUGUCUGGAAAUAGACUCCUGCGAUGGUCUGGAGUUGUUUCCCCUGAAGGCUUGCCCGCUCCCAAUUUGAAAUAUCUUGAUAUAAUUGGUUGUCAACAUUUGAAGUCCUUACCCGAUCGGAUGGAUCUACUUUCAUCCCUUGAAUAUCUGUUCGUGCAAUUUUGUCCUUUAUUAGUAGAGCCCUUUCCCCAAGGGAAAUUUCAUCCAAAUCUGAGGGGUCUUUCAAUCUAUGAUUGUGGGAAACUAAAUCCCCUGGGGGAGUGUGGCUUACACAAAAUCACCUCUCUUGAAGCAUUCAGCUUGGGUGCUGAUUAUCCGGAGCUGGUUUCCUUCUCUAACGACGAUGAUGAUGAAGAUGAUAACCACUAUUUGCUUCCUCCAUCUAUAAUGAGUUUGAGAUUGUGUGACUUGCUCAAUCUAGAAAUCUUUUCUUCAUCAGAAGCUCCCUGCUCGUCUGGAAGCGAAGACUUGCUGUUUCUGCUGAAAAGAGAGGCAAAACUCAUCACUGUCUUAAUCAUUAUUCUGUUCAUUGGGACUUCUUCAAGGUCCCUUUUUAGGGCAACUGAGUUGUGGAAAGAAGAGACUAUUUUGAAGAAAGCCAUGACAGAGGGACAACAAACUUUUGUUAACUUUAAUGGGGAAAUUCUAAUUGAUGUGGAGUAUGAACCAUUGGUCCCGAAAGAGGAGAAAAGUGCAAAUUAUGAGGGACAACCUUAA